UUUUUCAAUUUGAUUUUAUUUCCUCUUCCUGCCGUCCCCGCCCCUCCGCGUCCCGCGCCGCCGCGCGCUGAGAGAUCCGGGCAUGCCCCGCUACGAGCUGGCUUUGAUCCUGAAAGCCAUGCAGCGGCCAGAGACAGCCGCUGCUCUGAAACGGAUGCUGCAAGCGCUGAUGGACAGAGGAGCCAUCGUGAGGAACUUGGAGAACCUGGGUGAGCGGGCGCUUCCUUACAGGAUCUCCAUCCACAAUCAGAAGCACACUCGAGGCGGGUAUUUUUUGGUGGACUUUUAUGCACCAACAACUACCGUUGAAAGCAUAAAGGAGUAUUUGUCACGAGACAUUGAUGUGAUUAGACCGAAUAUUAUAAAACAUCCUUUGACUCAAGAAGUAAAACAGUGUGAAGGAAUCAUCCCCGUCCCACUUGAAGAAAAAUUAUAUUCCACAAAGAGGAAGAAGAAGUAAGAAGAUUCCCCAGGCAUUAUUAGCCUCCUUUUUAAUUCCCUCACACAGGAGCAGCCUGGGUGAAGAGUUCACAAGUUUUGAAGAGCAAAACACAAAAAACUACCUUGGAUUAUAAGCGAGCCAUUCAAAGUAUGUAGUCAGGUGAAAAUAAACAUUGAAGACCACUAUAUAUGGGCAAUCUUUUGUGAGAGUAAUAAAUGUGAUUUUUAAAACCCCA
Molecule: messenger RNA, 677 nt
Organism: Ochotona princeps (American pika)
Lineage: Eukaryota; Metazoa; Chordata; Mammalia; Lagomorpha; Ochotonidae
Gene: MRPS6
Product: mitochondrial ribosomal protein S6
Exons: 3
Coding region: 83-460 (125 amino acids)
Biological process (GO): translation
Cellular component (GO): mitochondrial small ribosomal subunit; ribosome
Molecular function (GO): small ribosomal subunit rRNA binding; structural constituent of ribosome
Source: RefSeq, a predicted model, not a curated record